Molecule: messenger RNA, 1648 nt
Organism: Hibiscus syriacus
Lineage: Eukaryota; Viridiplantae; Streptophyta; Magnoliopsida; Malvales; Malvaceae
Product: probable beta-1,4-xylosyltransferase IRX10L
Exons: 4
Coding region: 177-1430 (417 amino acids)
Biological process (GO): plant-type secondary cell wall biogenesis; glucuronoxylan biosynthetic process
Molecular function (GO): 1,4-beta-D-xylan synthase activity; glucuronoxylan glucuronosyltransferase activity
Source: RefSeq, a predicted model, not a curated record
AAGCCCGGAAAUUCUUUCUUAACUACUUGUUUUGGUGACUUCACAACUGCUUUUGCUUCUUCUUCACGCUUUUAUUUUCUCUUUGGGUGGGGGGCUGGAGUUUCCAGCUGAAUCUUUGGGUUUCUCUUCCUUUGAGCUGCGAUUCUUUGCUUAGAUUUGAACAAACUUGUUUUGAAAUGGAGAUUUGGAGAUGGGUUUUUAUCGGAAUUCUUUUCCUUUCCGAUUUUGUUGUCAAGAUUGAGCCUUUCAAGCUGGGUCGUAGUCAACCUACGGAGAGAAUCUCAGGCAGUGCUGGUGAUGUCUUGGAAGACGACCCAGUUGGAAGGUUAAAAGUUUUUGUUUAUGAGCUUCCUAGCAAAUACAACAAGAAGAUACUGCAGAAGGACCAAAGAUGCCUCAACCACAUGUUUGCAGCUGAGAUUUACAUGCAUAGGUUUCUUUUAUCCAGCCCUGUUCGAACCCUCAACCCCGAGGAGGCUGAUUGGUUUUACACUCCUGUAUACACUACAUGUGACCUAACACCAAAUGGCCUCCCUUUGCCUUUUAAAUCACCACGAAUGAUGAGAAGCGCAAUACAGCUUAUUUCUUCGAAUUGGCCUUAUUGGAACCGAACAGAAGGGGCUGAUCACUUCUUCCUCGUGCCACAUGACUUUGGAGCAUGCUUCCAUUAUCAAGAGGAGAAAGCUAUUGAAAGAGGGAUUCUUCCCUUACUCCAACGAGCCACACUGGUUCAAACUUUUGGACAACGGAACCAUGUUUGCCUGAAAGAGGGAUCAAUUAUAAUUCCACCAUAUGCUCCACCCCAGAAAAUGCAAACACACCUGAUUCCUGAAAAAACUCCUAGGUCCAUUUUUGUUUACUUCCGUGGACUAUUUUAUGAUGUCGGAAAUGACCCUGAAGGUGGUUACUAUGCAAGGGGGGCUAGAGCGGCAGUAUGGGAGAACUUCAAGGACAACCCACUCUUUGACAUUUCAACCGAGCACCCAACUACAUACUACGAGGAUAUGCAGCGAGCUGUAUUUUGUUUGUGUCCACUUGGGUGGGCACCUUGGAGCCCUAGAUUGGUUGAAGCAGUGAUAUUUGGAUGCAUUCCUGUUAUUAUAGCAGACGACAUUGUUCUACCCUUUGCUGAUGCAAUUCCAUGGGAAGAAAUCGGUGUUUUCGUUGACGAGAAGGAUGUCCCCAACUUGGACACAAUACUCACAUCGAUCCCACCUGAAGUAAUAUUAAGAAAGCAGAGAUUGCUUGCCAACCCUUCAAUGAAGCAGGCAAUGUUAUUCCCCCAGCCUGCUCAACCCGGAGAUGCUUUCCAUCAAGUUCUGAAUGGACUUGCACGUAAGUUGCCGCAUGACAAGAGCGUGUACUUCAAACCCGGUGAAAGGGUCUUGAAUUGGACUGCUGGCCCCGUCGGUGACCUGAAACCUUGGUAGCAGUUCUAACUUAAAAUUCCUAAAGCCUUCCAGCAUUCUACUCAGUCGACCUUCCUUAUCAGGGUUUAUCUGUGAAACCGAGCAAGAGAUACAAAAAUGUAGAACUUAAUUCUAUCGAAAUGUAUUAGAAUAUUGGUAUUUUUUUUCCGGCAGCUUUAGCAAUGUGAUUGUUCGUUGAAUGUCAUCUCAGAAUUGAGAACACCCCAAUCUUUAAUUCA